AUGAAGAGGUCUCUCAGAAAGUUGGGAGUUCUGACGGUAGAGAAGCAUCACCACCGUGACCGCACUAACAAACUUCCUUUCUCCCAGUUAGAGGACCUCGCUCAGGCUACCCAGGAUAUGCAAGACAUGAGAGACUGCUACGAUAGCUUGCUUUCCGCGGCAGCAGCCGCCGCCAACAGUGCUUAUGAAUUCUCAGAGUCCUUGGGAGAAUUGGGCUCUUGCCUUCUUCAGAAAACCGCCUUGCAUGAUGACGAAGAAAGCAGCAAAGUUCUCAUAAUGCUCGGUAAAAUGCAGUUUCAACUCCAGAAACUCAUUGAUAAAUAUCGCUCUCAUAUUACCCAGACAAUUACCACUCCCUCCGACUCUCUUCUCAAUGAACUUCGCGUUGUUGAGCAGGAGAUGAAGCGACAUUGUGACGAAAAAAGAGUAGCAUAUGAGUCCAUGUUAACAAGAUAUAGAGAAAGAGGUAGGUCUAGAAGCGGAAAAGCAGAGAGCAUUUCCUUGCAGCAGUUACAAAUUGCUCGUGAUGAAUAUGAUGAGGAGGCUACAUUAUUUGUUUUCCGCUUGAAAUCUCUGAAGCAAGGGCAAUCGUGGAGCCUUCUAACACAGGCAGCACGUCACCAUGCAGCUCAGUUGUGUUUCUUCAAGAACGCAGUUAAAUCUCUUGAGACAGCAGAGCCACAUGUAAAAUCAGUAACAGAACAGCAUCACAUUGAUUACCACUUCAUUGCUAUUGGAGGAGAGGAUGAUGAUGAAGACGAUGACGAUGACAGCCAUGAUGAGAAUGAUGAUGGGGAGCUGAGUUUUGACUAUGCACAAAAUGAAAACGAGCAAGAUGUUUCUACAUUAAAGAACUCAAAGGAGUUGGGCCUGGUGGAACCUACCUUUCCCAAAGGUCCAACUGUAAAAGCUAAGGGAAACUUGGAUAGGCUUCCCAGGAAUUCAUUCUCCUUCAAUUUUAGGUUAGAGAGCCAAUCUGCCCCACUUUUUGCUGAUAAUAAAUGUGAUUAUGGCGAAAAGCUGAGACAGAUGCGGCCAACUUUAUCACGGAAGUUCGAUUCAUAUGUUCUGCCUACACCAAUUGAUGCAAAGAGUUCGAUACCUCCGAGGUUGAGUAAGCAAGUACCUUCUAAAAUAAAGACAAGUUUAUAUGAGCCUAUGAAGAAUGAGUGGUAUUCAUCCCCACUGGAACAAAAGAAAUAUGGAAACAUUUUUGGAGAUGGGGGAUUUUCUGGUCCUAAUGUUAGGCCUCCGCAGUCUGUGCUCAAGGAGAGUAACAGCAAUACUGCCUACACAAGAUUGCGGCCUCCUUUAAUUGAUGGUAAUUUAUCCUCAAAUCAUGAUUUUGUUACUGCUUAUUCUAAAAAGAUUAAAAGACAUGCCUUUUCUGGUCCAUUGGUAACUAAUGCUUGGCCAACCAAGCCUGUUUCUGUAGAAAGUGUCCAAUUGUUUUCUGGACCUCUUCUACGGACAUCAAUUCCUCAGCCUCCAUCAUCGGCAUCUCCAAAAGUAUCUCCUAGUGCUUCUCCCCCUCGUUCAUCUUCACCUAAAAUAAAUGAGCUUCAUGAACUUCCAAGGCCUCCAACCAUUUCCCCACCAAAUUCUAAGUUUAUAGGUUUGGUGGGUCAUUCAGGUCCAUUGGUGUCCCGAGGUCAACAGCUCUCUGCUCGAAGUAAUUUAGUUACGUCAAAUUCAGCAUCUCCAUUGCCAAUGCCUCCUCAAGCCAUGGCUCGAAGUUUCUCCAUACCUUCUACUGGUGGUAAAGUUGCAGCAUUAGAUGGGUCAAGACCUCUAGAAGACCCUAACAGAUCAUCUGUAUCCGAAUAUAUUGAUUCUCCUCCUCCGAUGCACAUUGCUUCAUCUACUCUUCAGCCAUCAUCAGAUGGCUCAGAGACUGCUGCUCGGGCUGUCUAA
Messenger RNA from Sphenostylis stenocarpa, 1914 nucleotides. The record is from the annotation of a GenBank genome assembly. Lineage: Eukaryota; Viridiplantae; Streptophyta; Magnoliopsida; Fabales; Fabaceae.